Camellia sinensis is the source of this 1256-nucleotide messenger RNA. Lineage: Eukaryota; Viridiplantae; Streptophyta; Magnoliopsida; Ericales; Theaceae. The record is from RefSeq and is a predicted model, not a curated record.
GUUUGGGGCAGUUGUAAAAAUUGUGUUUUGAUAAUUUGGGGGAAGCGGGGGAGGGGAAUAUAUUGACUCUGGUCUUGCCAGUUAUUUUGCUACUCAUGGCAUUAUUCACCAAACUUCUUGCACUAAUACUCCUCAAGAAAAUGGUGUUGCAGAAUGGAAAAAUUGUCAUCUUCUUGAUGUGGCCCGUUGUCUAUCCUUUGAAAUGUGUGUCUCUCGAUCAUAUUGGGGGGAAGCGGUAGUCAUUGCAGCUUAUUUGAUUAAUCGUCUACCUACCCAAGUCCUUCAAAAACGCACCCCUAUUCAGGUUUUGUUCGUUUCAUGUCUUCUGGGUUCUCCAUUCCCCCUAAGACCUUUGGAUGUGUUUGUUUUGUCCAUAAUCAUUUACCCCUCGUGGUAAAUUGGAUCCUAGGUCUCUUAAGUGUGUUUUCCUGGCUUACUCUGCCACCCAAAAAGGCUAUAAGUGUUAUCAUCCUCCAUUUCACAAAUACUUUGUUUCCAUGGAUGUCACUUUCUUUGAGUCUCACUCUUACUUUCCAACAUCCUCAUUGUCACAGUCCUCCCUUCAGGUGGUGCCUUGGUGUGAAGAGAUUCCUGUGCCACUGCCACCAAUGGUGGAACAAAUAGAGGAUGUUGAGCCAGCAAUUGUUGUGGAAAAGGAAAAAUGCAAAGUUUAUGUCAUUAUCAAAGAUAGACAGAAAGUCACCUGGAUGGAAGAGACUACUUUCCCUCCUCUACUGCCAGCUUCUUCUCCGGAUGAGUGUCCAGAGUCAUCUCCCUCUCCUGCGAAUCCAGUCUGCUUUACAAUUUUCAGGAUGCUCUCUCCAUUUCUGAAUGGAAACAUGCCAUGAUGGAGGAGAUGAGAGCUUUCAGCAAGAAUGGCACUUAGGGGUUAAUGGAGUUACUUAGAGACAAAAAUUCAGUUGGGUGUAAGUGGGUGUACAUUGUGAAACACAAAGUAGUUCCAUAGAACAGUACAAAGCAAGACUGGUUGCUAAGGGUUUUACUCAGACUUAUGGGGUAGAUUACCAGGAGACAUUUGCACCAGUUGCGAAGAUGAACUUUGUGAGAAUACUACUCUCUCUUGCAACAAAUUUGGAUUGGCCACUUCAUCAAUUUGAUGUGAAGAAUGCCUUAUUUCAUGGAGACCUAGAAGAAGAGGUCUAUAUGGAUAUUCUCCCUGGUUUUGAGGAUGCUAGGUCCAAAGGUAAAGUGUUCAGGCUCCGAAAGUCACUUUAUAUGCUAAAGCAAUCCGCUAA